CAGGCCUACAGACUUUUUGCCAGGAGUAGGAAGAGUAGGAAUAAAGACAUGCACGUUACAAGAUAAUUUUAUUUCGUUUUUUCUAUAUUCAUUUUUUUUUCUUUUGCUCGUUCGACGCAAAUAAAGCGGAGACGGAGAGCAGAAAUAGCUCUGAUACGGAUACGUCGAUGUUUAGUGCGUCCGGUUGAAUAACCUAAAAAGAAAUAAAACUGCAGAUUUGUGCGGAUAUAUAGUGAUAAAUAUAAAUGUACUAUUUUUAAUAUUAUAAUUAUUUAAUAUUAUAAUGAAAAGAGGCCCUUACAAAAAGUAUCUAAAAAUUAAUAAUAUCCCAAUUCCAGGGAGAACAGUGCACCGUCAUCUAAUCGAGAAUGUCGAUGGAAAUAGAGAAGGUCGACAGAUUCAUAAUGUCAGGGCAGAAAAUGAUAGUAAUAGCGAUAAUUCGGCAAUAAUAGAACGUCAAAAGUCAUAUAAACAAUACCUGAGAGCUAACAACAUUGCAAUUCCAAAAAGAACGGAACAUCGACGUCAUCUAAGAGAAAAUAUUGAAGCAAACGAAGAGAAUCGUAACAAUAGAAUUAGAAAUGUCCAAGUGGAAGGUAUGAAUGAUGUAGAUAAUGAUAGACCAAUAUUGGUUGAUAACAAUGAUGAUGUAAUACGUUUUAAUAUAAAUCAACAGAAUAUUGAACAAAAUACAAUCAAUAAUACUGAUGAUAAUGGAACAACUGAUAGCGAUUGGAGCAAUAUACAUCAUAAUAAGAGUGAUUUAAUAGAUGAUGAUGAGAGUGAAAUUUUUCACGACGCUAUCGAAAAAAAUUUAGAGCAGGUAUUUAUUCCGCAGGUAUUUAUGGAAAUUUAUGGGAAAUAUUGUGGAACAGGAAUUUUAUGGAAAUAUUUAUAAAAUCUAUAAAAGCAAUAUUUAUACAUAACUAAUAAAAC
This is a messenger RNA of Solenopsis invicta (red fire ant), 936 nucleotides long. Its product is annotated as glycosyltransferase-like protein gnt13. NCBI's taxonomy places the organism in Eukaryota, Metazoa, Arthropoda, Insecta, Hymenoptera, Formicidae. The record is from RefSeq and is a predicted model, not a curated record. The transcript is spliced from 5 exons. The coding region runs from base 284 to 898 and encodes 204 amino acids.